AUGGCGCACCCCUGGCACGCGCUGCCCUCCACGGCAGCGGUGCAUUUGCCAAUGACGCUCUGCGGAGGGCAGUGCUUCCGCUGGCGUCGCACACCGCGAGGCACUUGGGUCGGUGUGGUGGAACGCGGCGCGUACGAGCUCUCUGACGCCCCUCAUCCACCCGAGUUCCCAACAGCUUCGCAAAUGUGCGAGGCAAAGCAACGGAUGCGUUCCUCUUUUUCUUCCUCUUCAGACUCCCAUGAGGAUGUUCUUUGGUUUCGCUGUCUUCAUCGUGAGCUGAAUACUGCAUUGGAGGUGUCAGCAGAAGCCCGUUUUUUGUCUUAUUACUUGGCGUUAGAUGUGGACCUGCAACAGUUGUGGCGACGCUGGACAUUGGAUAAUCCGAGGCGCGACCAUCCCCUGGUGCGUUACCUCACUUUGAACGGGGCCGAAGAACUUCCCGUCAGCAUUCGUCAUUUGCGGCAGGACCUUCAUGAGACGCUGCUGGCGUUUCUGUGCUCACAGAAUAAUAACGUGCAGCGCAUCACAGGGCUUGUGGAGAAGCUGGCCACCUCCUACGGAAAUCGCUUGUGUGAGUACAACCCUGUAACGGGUAAAGUUAGAAACGUGAGCUCUCUGAAGCAUGUCCCUACGAAGCGUAAGCAAACUGCCAAGAAGGCUGCUGCAGGAGACGGAGGUUGGAUAGCUUUACACGCUAUGCCUAGCAUGGAUCAGUUAGUCCGCAGUUCUGAGGACGACUUGCGUGCACUGGGGUUUGGGUACCGUAGUAAGUACAUUAUUAAGUGCGCUUCCAUUAUUAAGGCCAGUGGUGUAAGCGAGCAAAAAAGAGGGGAGGACGGAACGAGCUCUUCCUUUGGCAUGCAGUCUUACAAGUGGUAUGACGAGUUUUUGGACGCGCACCUCAGUUUGUGUGAGCGGCGGGAAAAACUCUUGUCACUUCCUGGCGUGGGUCGCAAAGUUGCGGAUUGUGUCCUCCUUUUUGCUGGGGGUCAUCACGAGAUUGUGCCCGUUGAUACACACAUGGCCCAGGUUGCGACAGAGUACCUGAUUGAGACGGCAUUGUGUGGUGCAAAGUGCACUGUUGACGGAAUUGGCCAGGGCCGAAAACGAGAUUCUUCAGGGGAAGCCUCAUCGCAAGGGUCAUCAGUGAAAGGAUUAGGUUGGGAAAUGGUGUUGGCAGAUUGGUAUAGGAGAGGGAAAGAGCGCGGCAUGAAGAUGCCGGCGCUUUUGUCUAAGCAUCAUGAUGCCAUUCAGUUGGGGUUUCAGGAACUCUUUGGUGACUACUGCGGCUGGGCCCACAGUAUUCUUUUCUACGCACGCAUGAGAAAAUGGAAACGAGAGGCAUGA
This is a messenger RNA of Trypanosoma conorhini, 1347 nucleotides long. RefSeq names its product putative 8-oxoguanine DNA glycosylase. Gene Ontology annotation, molecular function: damaged DNA binding; 8-oxo-7,8-dihydroguanine DNA N-glycosylase activity. Gene Ontology annotation, cellular component: nucleus. The coding region runs from base 1 to 1347 and encodes 448 amino acids. NCBI's taxonomy places the organism in Eukaryota, Euglenozoa, Kinetoplastea, Trypanosomatida, Trypanosomatidae. The transcript has a single exon. Gene Ontology annotation, biological process: base-excision repair; base-excision repair, AP site formation; nucleotide-excision repair. The record is from RefSeq and is a predicted model, not a curated record.